Molecule: messenger RNA, 6535 nt
Organism: Carica papaya (papaya)
Lineage: Eukaryota; Viridiplantae; Streptophyta; Magnoliopsida; Brassicales; Caricaceae
Source: RefSeq, a predicted model, not a curated record
UUCGAAACGGAAGCAAGGGAAAGAAGUAUUCACCGCCAAUGGAAACUUCCAUUGUUUCCGUCCUUUCAUUAUAUAUAUUCCCUUGAGGAAAAGGAGAAAUUUAUUUUAAGUAUUUUACGAAAAGCCUCUCAACUCUCAUUUCUUCUUUAUUCCGUCUUCACUUUAGGGUUUCUACUUUGCAAUUCCUUUUCUCUCACCUUUCGUCUCGUCUCCCCAACCAUUUCUCUCAGAUUGUAUCGAUUUUGACGGAAGUUUGUAGGGAUUUGAUUGGGGUGAUUUUCUGAAUUUUACUUGUUUGGCGCAUGGGAUUGAUAGGUCGGUAAAUUAUAGGUUUUGCAGAUUGAGUUUGGUCUAUGUUCUGUGGUUUGUUGUUCGAUUUGAUUGGAUAGUGAGGGGAUUCGAUUUUCAGAUGCAGGCGAGUCUACCAUCGGGAACUGUCUGAUCGCACUCCUCGCUCGGGAACCAAAGCCGAGCGAACCAUCGAAUUGAGGGGCGGUGGUCCUUUGUAUGGAAACUCGUAGCCGGAAGCGGGCGGAGGCCUCCUCAACUGCCCCUUCUUCAUCGUCAUCUCCCUCCGGUCCGACCACCCGCAACAAGCGCGCUCGUCUUUCCUCCUCUACUGCAGCUGCUGCACCAACCUCUUCUUCCUCCUCCUCGAUCCCUUCCGCAGCCACAAUCACCACAGUCACCACCACCAGGACCCGCCCUUCUCGUGCAACAGGUAUUAGCGCAACUAUGGACCCCACUAAUGAGUCGUCUGGGUCUCGCCGUGAUCGGAACCGUGGCAGUGGGAGCAAUAAAGCCAGCGAAGGCAGCUCUGAUAAGGGAAAGGAAAAGGAGCACGAAGUUAGGGUUAGGGAUAGGGAUAGGGAUAGAGAUAGGGAUAGCGGCCUGGGAGUGUUCAAUAUGGACGUUACAGGAGGUGGCCGUGGCAGUGCUGGUGCAGAUGAUGAUGACAACGAUAGCGAGGAGGGUGCUGCAGGGGAUUUGCAUCAGAACCUGACAUCUGCUAGUAGCGCGCUCCAAGGAUUGUUGAGGAAGCUCGGAGCUGGGCUGGACGAUUUGCUUCCAUCGGGGGGCAUUGGGUCUGCCUCGUCCUCUCACCAGACUGGGAGGUUGAAGAAGAUUCUCUCUGGGUUGCGUGCCGAUGGGGAGGAAGGAAAGCAGGUGGAGGCUUUGACUCAGCUUUGUGAUAUGCUCUCGAUUGGGACCGAGGACUCCCUGAGUACAUUUUCUGUGGAUUCCUUUGUUCCGGUGCUGGUAGGUCUGCUUAACCACGAGAGCAAUCCUGAUAUUAUGCUUCUUGCGGCCAGGGCGCUCACUCACCUGAUAUUGAUUGUGAAUAUAAUGGAACAGUCUCUGCAAGCACUUAAGAAGAUUUCACAGGAACAUCCUACUGCCUGUUUGCGAGCUGGGGCCCUAAUGGCAGUGCUUUCAUAUCUGGAUUUCUUCUCAACGGGAGUUCAGCGGGUAGCAUUAUCUACUGCUGCAAAUAUGUGCAAGAAACUUCCUUCAGAUGCCGCUGACUAUGUUAUGGAAGCUGUCCCUCUGUUGACAAACCUCCUUCAGUAUCAUGAUUCAAAGGUAUUGGAGCAUGCUUCUGUCUGUUUGACUCGUAUUGCUGAAGCAUUUGCAUCAUCACCAGACAAAUUAGAUGAGCUAUGCAAUCAUGGACUAGUUACGCAGGCUGCAUCAUUGAUUUCCACCAGCAGUUCUGGAGGUGGACAGGCAUCACUCAGCACAUCAACAUAUACGGGUUUGAUCCGGCUGCUUUCCACUUGUGCGAGUGGGUCCCCACUGGGAGCUAAAACAUUACUUCUACUUGGGAUUAGUGGCAUUCUCAAAGAUAUACUAUCAGGUUCUGGUGUGUCGGCUAAUGCAUCUGUUCCACCUGCUUUAAGUAGACCAGCAGAGCAGAUUUUUGAGAUUGUUAAUCUUGCAAAUGAGCUUCUUCCUCAACUGCCACAAGGAACAAUAUCCCUUCCAGUCAGCUCCAAUAUAUUUAUGAAAGUCUGCUCUGAAAAAUCUCCUGCCAGCAACUCUGGGAAACAAGAAGAUGCAAACGGAAGUGUUCUUGAGGUUUCAGCCCGAGAGAAGUUGUUGAAUGACCAGCCUUUGCUUCUUCAGCAAUUUGGAAUGGAUCUCCUUCCGGUCCUGAUACAGAUUUAUGGUUCAAGUGUCAAUAGCCCUGUUCGUCACAAAUGUCUCUCAGUUAUUGGAAAAUUGAUGUACUUCAGCAAUUCAGAGAUGAUCCAGUCUCUGCUAGGUGUGACAAACAUAUCAAGUUUCUUAGCUGGUGUUUUGGCAUGGAAAGAUCCUCAUGUCUUGGUUCCUGCCCUCCAAAUUGCUGAGAUUCUUAUGGAAAAGCUUCCAGGGACUUUCUCAAAAGUUUUUGUUCGAGAAGGAGUGGUUCAUGCUGUAGACCAACUUAUUUUAGCUGGUAAUCUAAAUUCUCCUUCUCAAGUUGCUUCUGUUGAGAAGGACAAUGAUUCUACCCAUGGAACAUCAUCACGCUCGAGGCGUUAUAGGCGGCGUUCUGGUAACUCUAAUCCGGAAGGGAAUGUGGAAGAAGCUAAAACGCCUGCUUCUAUUAACAUUGGUUCUCCUCCAAGUUCUGUAGAAAUUCCAACUGUUAAUUCCAAUUUACGCACAACUGUCGCUGCAAGUGCUAAAGCAUUUAAAGACAAGUACUUCCCAUCUGACCCUGGGUCUGCUGAAGUGGGAGUUACAGAUGAUCUUUUGCACUUGAAGAAUCUUUGCAUGAAGUUAAAUGCUGGUGUUGACGAUCAAAAGACAAAAGCAAAGGGAAAAUCUAAGGCUUCUGGGGCUCGUCUUUCUGAUUUUUCCAUCAGCAAGGAAGAGUACUUGAUUGGUGUGAUAUCUGAAAUGCUGGGAGAACUAAGCAAAGGGGAUGGUGUAUCCACUUUUGAGUUUAUUGGCAGUGGUGUUGUUGCAGCAUUACUAAAUUACUUUUCUUGUGGGUAUUUCUCCAAGGACAGGAUCUCAGAAGCUAAUUUGCCCAAGCUUCGUCAACAAGCUCUUAAAAGGUUUAAGUCAUUCGUUGCUAUUGCUCUUCCUUCUAAUGUAGAUGAAGGUAGUAUGGCUUCUAUGACUGUCUUGGUCCAGAAGCUUCAGAAUGCUUUAUCCUCAUUAGAGCGUUUUCCAGUUGUGCUUAGUCAUUCACCUAGGUCCUCCAGUGGUAGUGCUCAUCUGUCAUCUGGGUUAAGUGCACUAUCUCAGCCUUUUAAGUUGCGGCUCUGUCGUGCCCAAGGAGAAAAAUCACUCCGUGAUUAUUCAUCGAAUAUUGUGCUGAUAGAUCCAUUGGCAAGUUUAGCAGCAGUUGAGGAUUUUCUCUGGCCCCGAAUUCAAAGAGGUGAAUCUGGUCAGAAGCCCUCAGCGUCAGUGGGAAAUUCUGAAUCUGGAACAACACCAGCUGGAGCUGGGGCUUCAUCUCCAUCCACCUCAACUCCUGCUUCCACCACUCGUCGUCAAUCUUCUAGAUCUAGAUCAGCUGUUAACAUAGGGGAUGCCUCCAGGAAGGAGCUAUCACAAGAGAAAAGCACAAGCUCAUCGAAGGGAAAGGGUAAAGCUGUUUUGAAGCCUGCUCAGGAAGAAGCAAGAGGACCUCAAACGAGAAAUGCUUCUCGUAGAAGAGCAGCCAUUGAUAAAGAUACACAACUGAAACCAGUUGCUGGAGAUUCUAGUUCUGAGUAUGAGGAAUUGGAUGUUUCUCCGGUGGAGAUUGAUGAUGCGCUAGUGAUUGAAGAUGAUGAUAUUUCUGAUGAUGAAGAUGAUGACCAUGAAGAUUUGUUACGAGAUGAUUCUCUUCCUGUUUGCAUGCCUGAUAAAGUGCAUGAUGUGAAGUUGGGAGACUCAGCUGAGGAUGGUGUUGUUGCUCCAGCAGCAAGUGAUAGCCAGAAUAACCCAGCUUCUGGAUCUAGUAGCAGAGCAGCUACAGUUAGGGGCUCAGAUUCUACUGAUUUUAGGAGUGGCAGUUCUUUUGGUUCAAGGGGUGCGCUGUCAUUUGCUGCUGCCGCCAUGGCUGGGCUUGGACCUCUUAAUGGUAGGGGUAUAAGGGGUGGUAGAGAUCGGCAAGGGCGGCCUCUUUUUGGUAGUUGUAAUGAGCCUCCAAAACUAAUCUUUACUGCUGGUGCGAAGCAGCUUAACAGGCAUCUGACUAUCUAUCAGGCUAUUCAGCGACAACUUGUGCUGGAUGAAGAUGAUGAUGAGAGGUAUGGUAGCAGUGAGUUCAUGUCCAGUGAUGGAAGCAGGCUAUGGAGCGAUAUUUACAGUAUCACAUACCAAAGGUCAGACAGCCAGGUGGAACGAGCAACUGCUGGAUCAAGUUCAAUUACACCAUCAAAAUAUACGAAAUCUGCUUCUGCUUCCAUUUCCAAUCCUGAUUCUCAAUCACAUAGAAUGUCUCUUCUAGAUAGCAUUUUGGGAGGCGAACUUCCAUGCGAUCUAGAAAAGUCCAAUCCUACAUAUAAUAUAUUAGCAUUGCUGCGCGUGUUAGAGGGUUUGAACCAGCUUACGACUCGUCUAAGAGUGCAGAUGGUUUCUGAUAGUUUUGCUGAGGGUAAAAGUAGUAGUCUAGAUGAGCUGAGUGCUACAGGUGCUAGAGUUCCUCAGGAGGAUUUUGUCAAUAGCAAGCUCACGCCAAAAUUAGCUAGGCAAAUUCAAGAUGCCCUAGCCCUAUGCAGUGGAAGUCUUCCAUCAUGGUGUUACCAGUUAACCAAAGCAUGCCCUUUCUUGUUUCCUUUUGAGACUCGGCGGCAGUAUUUUUAUUCAACCGCUUUUGGAUUGUCACGCGCAUUAUACCGCCUUCAGCAGCAGCAAGGCGCUGAUGGUCAUGGAUCAACAAAUGAAAGAGAGGUGAGAGUUGGGAGAUUACAGCGACAGAAAGUUCGUGUAUCUCGAAACCGCAUUUUGGAUUCUGCUGCAAAAGUGAUGGAGAUGUAUUCUAGUCAAAAGGCGGUGCUUGAAGUAGAAUAUUUUGGGGAAGUAGGAACUGGGUUGGGUCCUACCCUUGAGUUUUACACAUUAUUAAGUCAUGACCUGCAAAAAGUUGGUCUUGGGAUGUGGAGAUCAAACUUUUCAUCUGAAAAGUCAUCAAUGGAAAUUGAUGGCAUUGAAGAUAAAAAUGGAAAAAACAAUUCACCUGUAGUUGAUGGAGAUAUGGUGCAAGCUCCCCUCGGGUUGUUUCCCCGGCCUUGGCCACCAAAUGCUGAUAUAUCAGAAGGUAAUCAGUUUUAUAAAGUAAUUGAACAUUUCCGUCUUGUUGGGCGGGUGAUGGCUAAAGCCCUUCAAGAUGGACGGCUUUUGGAUCUACCAUUGUCAACAGCAUUUUACAAGCUUGUACUUGGUCAGGAGCUUGAUUUGUAUGACAUUCUUUCGUUUGAUUCCGAGUUUGGCAAGAUUUUGCAAGAAUUGCAGCUCCUUGUUUGUCGCAAACAAUAUUUGGAAGCAGUGGGUGGUGAUAAUAGUGAUGCUAUUUCCAAUUUAUGUUUCCGAGGUGCUCCAAUUGAAGACCUCUGCUUGGAUUUCACACUUCCUGGUUACCCUGACUACAUUUUGACAAAAGGGGAUGAAAAUGUUGAUAUCAAUAACCUAGACGAGUACAUUUCGUUGGUUGUUGAUGCAACUGUCAAGACUGGAAUUAUGCGACAAAUGGAAGCAUUUAGAGCAGGGUUUAAUCAGGUCUUUGACAUCACAUCAUUGCAAAUAUUUACGCCUCAUGAAUUGGACUAUCUGCUAUGUGGUCGCAGAGAGCUGUGGGAGGCCGAAACGCUAGCUGAUCAUAUAAAAUUUGAUCAUGGUUACACUGCAAAGAGUCCUGCAAUUAUAAACUUACUUGAGAUCAUGGGAGAAUUUACACCGGAGCAGCAACGAGCCUUCUGCCAGUUUGUUACUGGGGCACCUAGACUUCCCCCUGGUGGUUUGGCAGUGUUGAACCCAAAGCUAACCAUUGUGAGAAAGCAUUCCUCAAAUACUAGUAAUGCAGCAUCAAUUGGAACUGGCACCUCAGAGUCAGCAGAUGAUGACUUGCCAAGUGUCAUGACUUGUGCCAACUACCUGAAACUUCCUCCAUAUUCUACUAAGGAAAUUAUGUACAAGAAACUUCUUUAUGCAAUCAGUGAAGGACAGGGCUCUUUUGAUUUGUCAUGAGUUCUUCAGACUAACCAUCAACGACCUGUGCAUAUCCAUAUCACAGUUCACUUCUCUUACCUUGGGAUUAUUUUGAUGUUUAAAAGUAGCAUCUUGUUUUCUCAAUAAUGCCUCCUUUUCUUCUAAUACUGGUGGCAUUGUAAAAGGUCAGAGAUCGGUUUAUUGCCAUCACAGUUCCGAGCUCUGAAGAGGGAAUAGCAGACUUCUUCCAGCUGCUAUGGAAUUUUGUAUAUAGAUAGGGAAUUCUGUAGAAUUUUUGUCUCAGUCUCAACCUAUUGGCUGGUAAAAGUAUACAUGUAUGGCAUAAAUAUUAAAAAGGAAAAAAAUAAAUCAUUGAAAUAUUAUUGAUUCCCUUUUUGUUGAUUCA